This is a messenger RNA of Pochonia chlamydosporia 170, 1458 nucleotides long. Its product is annotated as delta(14)-sterol reductase. The transcript has 3 exons. Gene Ontology annotation, molecular function: Delta14-sterol reductase activity. The record is from RefSeq and is a predicted model, not a curated record. Bases 1 to 1458 code for a protein of 485 amino acids. Gene Ontology annotation, cellular component: endoplasmic reticulum membrane. Gene Ontology annotation, biological process: ergosterol biosynthetic process. NCBI's taxonomy places the organism in Eukaryota, Fungi, Ascomycota, Sordariomycetes, Hypocreales, Clavicipitaceae.
AUGGCUAAAGCUGCAUCUACAAAACCCAAGUACGAGUUUGGCGGGCCCCCUGGUGCUGCUGCCAUCGUCUUCGGCCUGCCAAUCCUCUUGUACGCCUUCUUCUUCACCUGUAAUGAUGUAACUGGCUGUCCGGCACCUGCGCUCUUAAACUUGCGCACACUCUCGUGGGAGACGCUAAAGUCUCAAAUCCCCUGGCCGGAAAAUGGCAUUCGUGGCUUUGCUUCUUGGGAGGCAACUCUCUGGAUGAUGGGAUACUAUUUGCUAAGCUUGGCAUUGUAUCGAAUUCUUCCGGCUACAGAGGUAUACGGCACCAAGUUGCGAGAGUCGGGGCGACCCCUGAAAUAUCGGUUCAACGCAUUCUCGUCUACUGUGGUUCAACUAGGAGCAUGCGCUGUGGGAACAUUCAUCUACGGCGCAGACUUUGCCGUCUGGACCUUCAUUGACAGAAACUACCUGCAGCUCCUAACCGCCAACAUCAUCUUUGCGUACGCCGUCUCCCUGUUCGUCUACGUCCGAAGCUUCACUGUCAAAUCCGGCAACGAGGACUUGCGAGAACUAGCUCAGGGAGGUCACACCGGAAGCAUCAUCUACGACUUCUACAUCGGUCGCGAACUAAACCCGCGCAUCACGCUUCCUUUCUUCGGCGAAAUCGACUUGAAGGCCUGGCUUGAGAUGCGCCCUGGUCUGACCGGAUGGGCAAUCCUCGACCUUGCCUUUAUCGCCAAGCAGUACCGCAACUAUGGAUACCUCUCCAAUAGCAUCCUCUUCAUCAGUGCCGUUCAGUUGUACUACGUGCUCGAGGGACAGUACGCCGAGACAGGUCUCCUCGGAAUGAUGGACAUCACAACCGACGGCCUAGGCUUCAUGCUCACAUUCGGUGACAUUGUAUGGGUUCCCUUCCUAUACUCCACCCAAUGUCGCUACCUGUCCAUCUACCCCGUCCAACUGACCUGGCCGGGCAUCGCCGCCGUCGGCGUAGCAUUCGCCAUCGGCCUCUUCAUCUUCCGCUCGUCAAACAACCAAAAGGCACUGUUCCGAAAGUCUCCAGACGACCCCAGAGUCGCCAACAUGUCGUACAUACAAACAAAACGCGGCACUCGACUCCUCACAUCCGGCUGGUGGGGAAUGGCUCGCCAUAUCAACUACUUCGGAGACUGGCUGCAAGCCUCGCCGUUCAGCUUGCCAACCGGUAUUGCAGGCUACAUGAUCCUCCCGGCGGGGAGUGCCAUCGCCACGGCCGGUGCCGGGGGAUUCACCAUGGUUGAUGGUCGGGGUGUUGUGCAGGGUGCGGCUCGGGGAUGGGGAAUGGUGUACACGUAUUUCUACGCGUUGUACUUUGCCACUUUGCUGAUUCACCGUGAGGGCAGGGAUGAUGUCGCGUGUGGUGAAAAGUAUGGCGAUGACUGGGAAGAGUAUAAGAAGCAGGUGAAAUGGCGCAUCUUGCCUGGUGUUUACUAG